AUGAGUUCCGCCUCUGCCCAACUCGGCGCAUUCCGCAUUCCUCAGAUCGAAAAUGAACCAAUGCGUUCGUAUGCGCCUGGAUCUGCGGAGAGAAUUCGACUUGAUGCGGCGAUCAAGAAGAUGAAGAGUGAGCUCCCGUUUGACGUUCCAUGCGUCAUCAACGGUAAAGAGGUCCGCACAAACGAUCUCGCGAAACAACCUUUACCCGCCUCGCACGCGGACCAUCUGUGCACGUAUCACAAGGCGGAUAAAACUACUACUCAAAGGGCUAUUGACGAUGCGGUCAAGGCUCAGAAAGAGUGGGAGGAGAUGGCUUGGAACGAUCGUGCAGCCAUUUUUUUGAAAGCGGCAGAUUUGAUUUCGGGAAAGUAUAGAGAGGAGAUCUUAGCUGCUACGAUGCUUGGACAAGGCAAAAAUGCAUGGCAAGCCGAAAUUGACGCUGCUGCAGAGUUGUGCGACUUUUUGCGAUUCGGAGUCAAGUAUGUCGAAGAGAUUUACGCACAACAGCCACCCAAGAAUGCGGCUGGAUCGUGGAACAGAGUCGAGUACCGACCACUCGAAGGAUUCGUGCUCGCCAUUUCGCCAUUCAACUUUACAGCCAUUGGUGCCAACCUCGUCUGUGCACCAGCCAUGCUCGGUAACGUAUGUGUCUGGAAACCGUCUCCAGCCGCGACGUACUCCAACUACCUCGUCCACCGCGUCCUUCUCGAAGCCGGUCUCCCACCUUCUGUCAUCCAAUUCGUCCCCGGUGACCCAGAAGUCGUCGUGCAGGAAGCACUCAAGAGCCGAGACUUUGCUGGUUUGCAUUUCACUGGGUCGACGGCGGUGUUUAGGCACUUGUGGAAGAGCGUUGGUGAUGGUGUUGGAGAGGGGAGGUAUAGGAAUUAUCCGCGCGUGGUUGGAGAGACGGGUGGCAAAAACUUUCAUCUCGUCCUCCCGUCCGCGCAGGUAGACAAUGCCGUUCAUCAGUCUGUUCGCGCCGCUUUUGAGUACCAAGGUCAAAAGUGCUCCGCGCUCUCGAGACUUUACGUGCCGGCGUCACUCUGGCCAGAAUUUAAAGCCAAACUCUUGAAAGAAGUCGGAACCAUCAAGGUUGGGCCAUCAGAUCAGUGGGAAAACUUUAUGGGUCCAGUCAUCGGCAAGCCUGGUUUCGACAAGAUUGUGGGCUACAUCGAAAAGGCCAAGAACGAGGGCGGUGAGAUUCUGUGCGGAGGAACGGCGGACGGCUCCAAGGGAUACUUUAUCCAGCCGACAAUCAUCCUUACCAAGGACCCAAAGAGCGUGACGAUGCGCGAAGAGAUCUUUGGGCCAGUCGUCACGGUCUACGUCUAUCCGGACGAAGAGGUCGAAAAGACAUACGAGCUCAUCAACACGACCACGGACUAUGCACUCACUGGCUCCAUCUUCUCUCAGGAUCGUUUGGCACUCAUUAAGGCUACGAGUGCGCUCCGCAAUGCGGCGGGUAACGUCUAUUACAAUGAAAAGUGCACCGGUGCCGUCGUGGGCCAGCAACCGUUUGGUGGAAGCCGUGCGAGCGGGACAAACGACAAGGCUGGUAGCGUCGCGCUCUUCUGGCGAUUCAUCAGCGCGCGGAGCAUCAAAGAGGGCUUUGUUGGGCUUGAGCAGUUUGGGUACCCCAGCAAUCUCGUAUCGGAAUUAGAGUUUGGUUCUCAGAUGGCUCUUGAACUUGACCGCUCCCGGCUUGAAUCGAUAAUCACGUCAAGUGAUCCUCUUGAUGGAGAUCCUAUCCUCAACCUCUUGACUGCAGCGCUCACCGAUACUGAGCCAGAAUGGACUGUCCAAGACAUUUACACUGUAAUACAAUCGCAUGAUGGGAUCGAAUUGAAUGCACUCGAUCUGUGUCCUCUGCUCUGGCAGCACGUCCAAGACAAUCAAUCUGCCAUCAAACUGCUUGAACAUAUUGCAGCAAAUGCGAGUAGCAAAGAGUGCAUUAUCGCGCUUCACGAAAUCCAAGAAAUCUUGCUGGGCGACAUAUCCAAAUGGCACGACGAUGAAGAGGAAAAGGAGCGAGGGUUCGAGUUGAUAGACCGCGUUUGUCUGCUGCUUGAUUUGUAUACUACGACCCUUCCCCGCGUGACACUACGCCGCAAGGGACCAUUAGAAACCAUCAAGCCCCUUGCCAAGGGUAUCUCUUCGGCUCUCCGGGCGAUUGGUCCUGCGGCUGAUAAAUUGCGUGGACGCAAGGUGCUCGUUUCGACCUCGACUUUGAUCAGCUCCAUCGUUUCAUGGGCCAAGUCGACUGGCGCGCAGUUCACGUCAGAGGUCUCAGAGUGCAAGGACUUGUUGACGACACUGCUCCUGAGCUCGGUCGCAUCUUAUCAUAGUCAUCUACAUUCACGCCUAUCGGAAGGGUAUAUAGAAAUUCAUCUUCCGCGCAGAUACUUGCACUCUACUCUCGAUGAGGAUUCCAAGGCUGGAGAGAAGGUCGCGUCCACCUUGAUCUCAUGCGCAAAGGGUAUUGAUGUCACGCCCAACGUACUCACGAGACUCUCUGCCCAAGGAGGAACGAUGGCUCUUUCGUGCGUUGUCCUACUCGCCCACUGGCCAUUGGACGAAUACCCAGCGCAACUUGACCAGUUGUCCAAACUCGAGCCAGCGAUGCAAUUCCUCUUACAAAAAGGCACAGCAACCGACGAGUGCACGUUCCUUGUCCUCAGCCGUAGCAACUCGGCAUCUUCAGGCGAACUAGACGCAAAUUUACUCGCGCACUCCAUGGUUACUCUCGCUUCCUCAAACCCAGACCCUAUACAGCGUAAUUCGGCAUUCGUCGCACUCUCUCUUUUAGUGAGAAGAAUACCCCCCACAGCAAGACUUGGACUCUUUGCCGAACUCCUCUCACCAGAUGAUCCAUUCCCACAGAUGCGUGUCGCGGCAGUCGGACUUGUGAAAGAAUCCGUAUUUGAUUCCUUGUCGGUCGGACGGAGGGAUGUCUUUGGGACGAAUGCAUUCUUGGGGCCGCUCGGUCGGUACCUACUUCGUUCAGACCCAGUAGAUCUUUUUGAGCAUCCAUUGGAUGUCAAAGAAUUCUUUUCUUCCACAGAACCGGCGCGCUUGGUGGAGUGUUUAGGAUUCUACUAUACUCUCUUGCAGAGGGACGCUGCAAACAAGACGGGUAUCAAAGAUCGCGCGAGCGUUAGUGAUACGAAGCGGAGUUUACUGGAUCCACUGGUAAAAGCAUUGCAGAAUGUACCUCUCCUGGAAGAUGCGCCUAAUGACGCUCAAAUGUCUAAAAUUGCAUUGGAAAUCGCCCUUGACAGAGUGCUCAAAGCACUUGGACAACACACUUGA
Messenger RNA from Serendipita indica DSM 11827, 3309 nucleotides. Lineage: Eukaryota; Fungi; Basidiomycota; Agaricomycetes; Sebacinales; Serendipitaceae. The record is from the annotation of a GenBank genome assembly.